AUGAGGUCCCUGGCUAACCCAAAUAAUUUUGCAAAACUGGAGGCACUUAUUGCCUCGUUAAAUUUUAAACCGGAUAUUGUUUCAAUAACGGAAACCUGGAUCGUGGAAAAUCAACCCGGCCACUACAAUAACUUACAAGGAUAUUCAUUCAUUUCUAAUAACCGAUCUAAAUAUAGAGGGGGUGGUGUUGGGUUAUACAUAAAGUCCAAUCUAAACUUUCAUAUUAAACAAUGUACAUCCAUCAUGGAAGAAAAAAUAUUCGAAUCACUGUUUGUUACUUUAGAGGACAUAAGUUUUAAUACCACCAGUAAUUCAUCGCAAAGUAGUUCCCUUAUCUGUGGCGUAAUUUACAGAUCACCCGGUAUAGAUCCUAAAUCUAACCUUGAAUUCCGUACUCAUCUAUCUUCAGUCCUAGAUAAAUUAGAAACUAGAAACUCCAAAUGUAUUAUCAUGGGGGACUUUAAUUAUGACCUUAUAAACGAAAACAACACAAACACUAACGAUUUCAUAGAUUUAAUGCAUGACUAUUGUUACCAAUCAAUUAUUAUAAAUAAGCCAACCAGAAUUACAGAUACAAGUGCCACAGCCAUUGACCAUAUUUGGACUACUAUCAAUAGCUCACAAAUCAAAGCAGGCAUAAUAACAGACCCAAUAUCAGAUCAUUUGCCAAUAAUCCAAGCAAUCAACCUCAAAAUUAAUAACAGCCAGUCUAACAUCAGUUCAAGAAAUUUUAGCCAGAAAAAUAUAAUAAAUUUUAAUGGAAAGUUAGCAGACAUGGAUAUCAGUAAAGUGCUACAGGAAACAGAACCAAAUCUUGCCUACUCCCAAUUCCAGCAACAAUAUAUGACAGAAUUUAACAGUAGCUUUCCGGAAACUAAAGUAAACAAAUCUGACAAAAGUAAAUGGUUUACCAAAGAUCUUUACCUUCUUAACAGAACCAAGCAGAAGUUAUUUAAAAAAUACUUGCAAAGGAAUACAGAAGAAAAUAAGAAAAGGUACAAUGCAGCUAGAAACAAAUACCAUCAUGCAGUUAUAAAUGGAAAAAGAGAACAUUAUAGAAAGCUAUUUAGUGCAAACAGAUUAAACAUGAAAGCCACCUGGAAAUCUAUAAACUCACUACUUGGUAAAAUCAAAACUCAAUACACAAAAGCAUUUGUAAUAGAUGGUAAACCGACUACUGAUCCACUCAUUAUUUCUAAUAAAUUUAAUGACCACUUCUUUAACAUAGCCGCAGAUCUAGUAAAGCAGAUACCACCCACAAACACACAUCACACCCACUACCUCAGUCAAAAAUCUCAAAACUCCAUUUUCAUCUGUCCAACAACCCCAACUGAAAUUAAAAAUAUAAUCAUGGACCUAAAAUCUAAAUCUAGCUGUGGCAUGGAUGGCAUCCCAA
This is a messenger RNA of Ciona intestinalis (vase tunicate), 1396 nucleotides long. NCBI's taxonomy places the organism in Eukaryota, Metazoa, Chordata, Ascidiacea, Phlebobranchia, Cionidae. The record is from RefSeq and is a predicted model, not a curated record.